Vicia faba (fava bean) is the source of this 483-nucleotide messenger RNA. NCBI's taxonomy places the organism in Eukaryota, Viridiplantae, Streptophyta, Magnoliopsida, Fabales, Fabaceae. The record is from the annotation of a GenBank genome assembly.
AUGACACUAAAAGCCUUUAUAUCACUGGUCUUCGAUUUAAUUGGCCUAGAAGAUGGACAGACAAACCAGGAUGCAACUUUACCUUACAUUGUUGCCACAUCAAUUGUCCCAAACAAGAUCAAUCAACAAUCAUCAGAAUCUUCAACAUCCAAUAUUAUGGAGAAAAACAAUGAUGUUGGAUUGUGUUGUGUGUGCUUGUCUAUGUUAAACAACAAAGAUGAAACUCGUGUGCUUCCUUGUUCGCACGAAUUUCAUAAGGUCUGUGUGAAUAGUUGGCUAAAGGGUCAUCAUAAAACAUGUCCAUUGUGUCGUUUUUCAAUGGGAGCUGAGGAAAAGUCUCAUCGUGCUGAAAUGUUUUCUGAAGAGAUGCUAAUAUGGUUUUCUUCUUUUCAUAUUGCUGGGAAUUCGAAGUAUUGGAAGUUUGAAUUCAAAUUGAGUUUUGGCGCUCUCUGCAAAAGAAAGAUUCGAAAUUCAAAUUUUUGA